GAGGCAGGGCAAGUGGGCCAGGGCCAGGGGAGGCAGCAAGAGGCAGCAGCGCUGUGCAGCCGGAUGCCCGCUUUGGGAGGGGAGAGUAGUGUCUGAGGGAAGAAGCCAUGCUGCCCCAGCCUCCUCCUCUGGAGGCAUCCAGGGCACGGAGGGUCUUCUUGACAAGCUGGAAGGGGCCCAGAGAAGAGCAGCCCAGAUGGUCAAAGUCAGAGCCUUAGGGGAGGAGGGCAACUGGCCUGGGCCCCUUGAAGCAGCUGCCCCGAGUGCAGGCGGCGCCAGAAAGCCCUCCGUGGCUCAGGCCCAGGCUCCUUGGCCAGUCUCCCGAGAGAAGGCCUUCCAGGCCCAGAGGACGUGGGGCAGAAAGGGGCCUCUUCGCUGGCAGACAGCCCCCCGGACUCUGGGACCCCCCCCCCCGGAUGGCCUUCAGUUCCGGCGGCUGCCUUGUUGGAAGCGGCGGGUCUUGAAGCGCCGCCGUCGGCUCUUUCCCGCGUGUCCUUGUCGGAAGGAUCUCGGAGUUGCCUCCUCUUUUGAAGGCAGGUUUUCAAAGGAGGGCUUAUUUUCCCUUGGCAGCUCCUCCUCGAAGUCCCCGUUGAGGGGCUUGGGAUUUACUGGGGCCAUAGCCGCCUUCCUCCCCAAAUGGGCUUCUUGAGCCUGGAGGGGGGAAGGCCCUCUUUCGAGGCCCAAGGAGAAAGCGCCCAGGCAGGCAGGCAGGCAGGCAGGCAGGCAGGGAAGGGCCCCGAGGAGGAGGAGGAAGCCGCGAAGAAGGGGCCAAACCCGGAGCAGGAGGCCGGCUGAAGCCAGGAAGGAGGCGCCAAGGCAGGGUCCCGGAGCCGGGGCCAGAAGGACGGAGGACGAGCAGCUGGAGGCUGAGGCGGCCCUGGCCAGGAGGGACCCCGAGGGCCCCUGGACGCGGAGCGGGGCCUGGGCUCAAGGGGCCCAAGGGCCGAGAGCAGCCGCAGUCCCCGCCGGGAGCCCCUGGCUUCUGAGCCCGGCGGGAGGCAGGGAGGAGGGAGGCCCUAGUCGCCACCAGAGGCCCAAGGCCUGGCCUUCCCUCCCUGGCGCUGAAGGGCCGGCGGCGAGAGACCAGAGCAGGCCCCGCCCCUGGCCCCGCCCUCCCCGCAUCUCAUUAGCAUAGAUGAAGGCCGGCGGCGGCGGCGGCGGCGGCGGAGGCAGCAGCAGCAGCAGCAGCAUCUUCCGCGCAGGAGCCCAGCCGAGAGCAGCGGAGGCGAGGAUGGCCAGGGCCGGGGCUCUGCGGCGGAGGCUGCGGGGGGACCGGGGGGACCGGGAGGAGCCGAGGAGGAGGAGGAGGCCGAGGACGGCUGGCGGCUGGCCCUGGGCGGCGGCGGCGGGGCUCUGGCUGCUCUUCGUGGCCGAAGCAGGAGGAGCAGGAGGAGGCGCCAGUGCUCAGGAGGUCCAAGCGGAGAACGUGACGGUGGCUGAGGGUGGCCAGGCUGAGAUCAACUGCAAGCUGCACCAAUACGACGGCUCCAUCGUGGUGAUCCAGAACCCCUCCCGCCAGACCCUCUUCUUCAAUGGCACGCGGGCCCUGAAGGAUGAGCGGUUCCAGCUGGUGGAGUUCACUCAGAAGCAAGUCCGGAUUGUCCUCUCCAACGCCCGCCUGGAGGAUGAGGGGGGCUACUUCUGCCAGCUCUACACGGAGGACACCCACCAUCAGAUUGCCCUCCUCACAGUGCUGGUGCCCCCUGACAACCCCUUGGUGGAAGUAAAGGAGCAGGCAGUGGAAGGAGGAGAGGUGGAGCUCACCUGCAGCGUCCCCAGAUCGCGCCCGGCCGCCACCCUGCGCUGGUACCGGGACCGGAGGGAGCUGAAAGGGCUGAGCAGCAAGCAAGAGAACGGAAAGGUCUUUAGCGUCACCAACGUGGCGCAUUUCCGGGUGGAGCGCAAGGACCACAGCAGCAUCGUCACCUGUGAGGCCACGCACCCUGCCCUGCGGGGGCAGCGAAAACAGACCCAGUACGUGCUGGACGUCCAGUACUCUCCCUCGGCACGGAUCCAUCCUCCGCAAGGGGUGAUGCGGGAAGGAGACACCUUAGUCCUGAUGUGUGCCGUCAACGGCAACCCCCUCCCCACAGACAUCAAAUGGAGCCGCGCCAAUGACUCGCUGCCGGAGCGGGCCCUGGUUGAGGGCGAGGUGCUGACCAUCCCCAGCCUCAGCCUGCUGGACAACGGGACCUACUCCUGCCAAGUGGCCAACAAGCACGGCCGCUCCUCCGACCAGUACGUCCUGGUGGUUUACGACCCUGGGGCCAUUGUGGCUGCCCAGACCUCCAUGCCAUAUGCCAUCGUGGGGGGCAUCCUGGCCCUGCUGGUCUUCCUGGUCAUCUGCGUCCUAAUCGUCAUGGUGUGGUGCUCCAUCCGGCAGAAAGGCUCCUACCUGACCCACGAGGCCAGUGGCCUGGACGAACAUGGGGAGGCCCGCGAGGCCUUCCUCAAUGGAGGUGACGGCCACAAGCGCAAGGAAGAGUUCUUCAUCUGAACGGGGGGGGGG
Messenger RNA from Sceloporus undulatus (fence lizard), 2509 nucleotides. It is a transcript of the gene CADM4, whose product is annotated as cell adhesion molecule 4. The transcript has 9 exons. Gene Ontology annotation, biological process: regulation of Rac protein signal transduction; negative regulation of peptidyl-tyrosine phosphorylation; regulation of wound healing. The record is from RefSeq and is a predicted model, not a curated record. Gene Ontology annotation, cellular component: cell-cell contact zone. The coding region runs from base 1136 to 2497 and encodes 453 amino acids. Gene Ontology annotation, molecular function: vascular endothelial growth factor receptor 2 binding. NCBI's taxonomy places the organism in Eukaryota, Metazoa, Chordata, Lepidosauria, Squamata, Phrynosomatidae.